AUGGACGGUCCUCAUAACGAGCUUGCAACGAAAGUUGAUCACGAUGAAGGCGGAGGGAGCGACUCGCCGAGAACUAUCAAUGCGCCGACGGUAUUCCCAGCGGGAGAAGACCAUGGCCAGCAGCUGCCAUCGCAUCUACAGCUGCCCCAAAACGAGGCACAGGCCUCAGACGCCGAGCCAUUCCAGCCGCUGGUCGAGGAGCUGAAGCGACUGAAUCCAGAUGACCCGCAACUGGCGCACCAGGCUGCCCAGAUCGUGAGAUUUUACCGACGAUUGUAUGAGUCCUAUGUCGCAAAAGAGUCCGAGAUCCAACGUUUUGAGAGCGCGAAUGGGGAACUCCGCACUGCAAACAUUCAAUUGUGCCAAGAACGUGAAUAUCUGAGAAGUAGAUAUGCCAAGCAAGCACAAGAUCUGGCCUAUUUCAGUCAUGCCUUUGAUAAUCUUGGCACGGGUAUCGGUAGGCUCCUAAAGAGCUCAAAGGGCUGCACCCCGGAACCGAUGUGUGAUACAUCUACGAAAGUGAACGAGGAAGGUUUCUAA
Messenger RNA from Penicillium brevicompactum, 540 nucleotides. RefSeq lists its product as uncharacterized. The coding region runs from base 1 to 540 and encodes 179 amino acids. The transcript has 2 exons. The record is from RefSeq and is a predicted model, not a curated record. NCBI's taxonomy places the organism in Eukaryota, Fungi, Ascomycota, Eurotiomycetes, Eurotiales, Aspergillaceae.